Molecule: messenger RNA, 5098 nt
Organism: Capsicum annuum
Lineage: Eukaryota; Viridiplantae; Streptophyta; Magnoliopsida; Solanales; Solanaceae
Product: probable phospholipid-transporting ATPase 7
Exons: 10
Coding region: 1205-4825 (1206 amino acids)
Biological process (GO): phospholipid translocation
Cellular component (GO): plasma membrane
Molecular function (GO): magnesium ion binding; ATP hydrolysis activity; ATPase-coupled intramembrane lipid carrier activity
Source: RefSeq, a predicted model, not a curated record
ACUGGUAUUUCUUCGGACACUGAGACACAGAGAGAAACUCUUUCUCUCCUCCCCCUCCCCCGCCCCCCCCCCUCCCCCCUAAUUCUCCCAUCUCUCUCUCUCUUCCUCUCUCAUUUCUGAUCCCUGCAAAUUCAAGAAAGCUCCCUGCAUUCUUCUCUCUCUCUUCCUCAGGGUCUUUCUUUUUUGCAGUUAUUUCUUCACCUUCGCAGGUACCCUCCCCCCCCCCCCCCCCUCCUUUUUCUUGUUUUCUUAACCUCAACAUGGAGAGAAUACAUAUUGAGUGAAUAGCUUCUUUUAGGAGAUGCCUUUCUGGCCUUUUCUUCUUUGUUUUCGUGAAAAUAUGCUGCCCCUUUUUCUUCUUUGCUUUUUUUUUUUCCUGUAAAUGAAUUUUCUUCUUGAAGAAUUAUUAUGUAUUUUGUUUUCUGAUUUUUAUGUUUGUUAUAUUCAAAAUGCUGGCAAAAUUAGCUGUAUUUUAGCUGAAGUCUUUUCUUGAUUUCCCUUCAAAGAAAGUUUUUAUUCAAAAAUGAGAACUUGAAUGUUUAUAGAAUCAAAAUAGAAAUGAUUUUUUGAUUUGAUCAUUUCUUAGAUUCUGUUGAAUUGUUACGUUAUAAAAUUUUUCCUUUUUUUACGUUAAUUUAAGUUUUAACUCAUUAGAUUUGUCUAUAUAUUACAACCUUUUUUAAUAUUUAUUUUUUUAUUGACUUUUCUUGAUAAGUGGAAAGGAAAAAUGUCAUUAAAUAGUUAUCAAAUAAGGAAAGGUUCUUUUUAUAGAAAAGGUGACAUUCUGUUUUUUUGGAUGGGAAAAAAAGGAAAUGUGGACAUUGAAUGAGAUGGAGGGAGUAAGUCAUAUAAUAUCUUGAAUGAUGGAGAAGAAGAGAAAGUUCGAGUAAAAAUUAAAUCAUUAUGAGAUAUGUAGGAGCCUUUACCCGAAUUUUUUCAAGACUUUUUUUUUUUUUUCAAGAAACUUGGAUCGUGAUGUUAUCAAUUAGAUGAAAAAAUGUUUGUACAUUUGAGGUUAAUGUAUCACCCUUUGUGUUACAGCAGGCAUGGCCUAAUUCCUUUGGGGCAUUCCACUUCAAAUGAAAACAGGAUGGCCUCCAACUGUCUUGUUGAAUUCAAGCAAUAGCUGAUUAUUUUUUGUUUUUGCAAAGUUGUAAUGUGGUGAUGCAAUUGAUUAAGGCAUUGCUUGAGAGGGAAAUAAAGAAUGGCGCGAGGCAGGAUAAGGGCGAAAAUACGAAGGAGCAGUUUGCAUACAUUUGCUUGUUAUCGGUCCCGUACCAGGGAAGAUGGCCCUCAUCAAUUAGGCCCUGGAUAUUCACGAGAAGUACAUUGUAAUGAGCCUGAAAUCCAUGAAAAGAAACCUCUCAAGUAUUGCAGCAAUUACAUAUCCACAACAAAGUAUAAUAUCAUCACAUUCUUGCCAAAGGCGUUAUUCGAGCAGUUUAGGCGUGUUGCUAACUUGUAUUUUCUCAUGGCUGCAAUUGUGUCAGCUACGACAAACCUUUCACCAUUCUCAGGUUUCAGUAUGAUAGCUCCUUUGGUCUUUGUGGUUGGAUUGAGUAUGGCGAAGGAAGCUUUAGAAGACUCGCGGAGGUUUGUACAAGAUAUGAAAGUCAAUCAUAGGAAAGUUGGUGUCCACAAGGAAGAUGGUGUGUUUGGUUCUAAGUCAUGGAUGAAGAUUCAGGUUGGGGACAUAAUUAAAGUGGAAAAGGAUAAGUUUUUCCCGGCUGAUUUACUUCUUUUGUCUUCUAGUUAUGAAGAUGGAAUCUGUUAUGUGGAAACUAUGAAUUUGGAUGGAGAAACAAACUUGAAGGUAAAACGUGCUUUGGAAGUUACUCUACCUUUGGAGGAUGAUGAGGCUUUCAAGCAAUUCAGUGCAACCAUAAAAUGUGAAGAUCCUAAUCCUAACCUUUACACUUUCGUGGGAAAUCUUGAAUAUGAUCGUCAGGUUUAUCCUCUCGAUCCUAGUCAGAUUCUCCUUAGGGAUUCAAAGCUUAGGAAUACAGCUUAUGUCUAUGGAGUUGCUAUAUUUACUGGUCAUGAUAGCAAAGUUAUGCAGAAUUCUACAAAUUCUCCUUCUAAAAGGAGUAGGAUUGAACUGCAGAUGGACAAGAUCAUUUACCUUCUUUUCAUUGUCCUACUUUUUAUCUCAUUUGCUAGUUCAAUUGGUUUUGCCGUAGAUGCAAAACUCGAAUUGCCAAACUGGUGGUAUUUGCAACCUAUGAACAAAGUGAAUAAUGUGGUUGAUCCAAAUAAGCCUGAGAAGUCAAGCAUUUUGCAUCUGGUCACUGCACUUAUAUUAUAUGGAUAUCUAAUUCCUAUAUCUCUCUAUGUCUCCAUUGAAGUUGUGAAGGUCCUACAGGCAUUGUUCAUAAACCAGGAUAUCAGUAUGUACGAUGAUGAGUCCGGAACUCCUGCUCAGGCACGAACAUCAAACUUAAAUGAGGAGUUGGGGCAGAUUGAUACCAUCCUCUCAGACAAAACUGGUACUUUGACAUGCAACCAAAUGGAUUUCUUAAAAUGUUCGAUUGCUGGUACUGCAUAUGGAAUGCGUGCUAGUGAUGUAGAACUUGCAGCUGCAAAGCAGAUGGCUGAGGACCUUGGUGGGCAUGAUCUUGAAAUGCCGAGACCUGAAAAUGAGAAUGAUUUUCAUGGAUCAGAAAUUGAAUUAGAGUCUGUCAUCACUUCUCAAGACGAUUUUAAACCUGCAAUUAAGGGUUUCAGCUUUGAAGAUGAUCGCCUUAUGAAUGGAAAUUGGCUGAAAGAGCCAAAUGCAGAUGUCAUCUUGUUAUUUUUUAGGAUACUUUCAGUUUGUCAUUCUGCUAUUCCUGAGCUAAACGAGGAGACUGGAAACUUCCAAUAUGAAGCAGAGUCACCAGAUGAAGGAGCAUUUCUUGUUGCAGCAAGGGAAUUUGGCUUCGAGUUUUGUACAAGAACUCAAUCAAGCAUUUUUGUACGGGAGAGAUAUCCUUCUUUUCAAGAGCCAAUUGAACGGGAGUUCAAAGUUCUCAAUCUAUUAGAGUUCACCAGCAAGCGCAAGAGAAUGUCUGUUAUAGUUCGGGAUGCGAGUGGCCAGCUUCUUCUCUUGUGUAAAGGAGCAGACAGCAUCAUCUAUGAUAGACUAUCAAAGAAUGGACGGAAGUUUGAGGAAGCUAUGACAAAGCAUUUAAAUGAAUAUGGGGAAGCAGGGUUGCGUACACUUGUGCUUGCCUACAAAAAGCUUGACGAGGCAGAGUAUUCAGCCUGGAAUGAAGAGUUUACGAAAGCAAAAUCUACCAUUGGCGGUGAUAGAGAUGCCAUGCUUGAAAAAGUAUCUGAUACUAUGGAACGGGACUUGAUCCUUGUUGGUGCAACUGCUGUGGAGGAUAAACUACAGAAGGGAGUUCCUCAGUGCAUAGACAAACUGGCGCAAGCUGGUCUCAAGAUCUGGGUACUGACAGGUGAUAAGAUGGAAACAGCCAUCAAUAUUGGCUAUGCCUGUAGUUUGCUUCGACAAGGAAUGAAACAAAUAUGCAUAACGACAAUGAAUCCAGACUCAGUGGCCCAAGAAUCUAAACAGGCUAUGAAGGAGAACGUGUUGAAGCAAAUCACAAAUGGUUCUCAAAUGAUUGAAUGUGAAAAGGAUCCUCAUGCUGCAUUUGCCUUGAUUAUUGAUGGGAAAACUCUAGCUUAUGCUUUGGAGAAUGAUAUGAAGCAUCAAUUUUUGAGUUUAGCAGUUAAUUGUUCUUCUGUCAUCUGCUGUCGUGUAUCUCCUAAGCAGAAGGCCUUGGUUACUAGGUUAGUAAAGGUGGGAACUGGAAAGAUCACCUUAGGAAUUGGUGAUGGUGCAAAUGAUGUUGGGAUGAUUCAAGAAGCGGACAUCGGUGUUGGUAUCAGUGGUGCAGAAGGAAUGCAGGCUGUGAUGGCAAGUGACUUUUCUAUCGCUCAAUUCCGGUACCUGGAGAGACUUCUUGUGGUACAUGGGCAUUGGUGCUACAAACGAAUAGCUCAGAUGAUAUGUUAUUUCUUCUACAAAAACAUCUGUUUUGGCCUUACACUCUUUUACUUUGAGGCAUUUGCUGGCUUUUCGGGGCAGUCUGUCUAUGAUGAUUCAUAUAUGAUGCUGUUCAACGUCAUUCUUACGUCAUUACCUGUAAUUGCACUUGGAGUAUUCGAGCAGGAUGUGCCUUCUGAUGUUUGCUUAAAGUUUCCAGCACUGUACCAACAAGGGACCAAAAACUUGUUCUUUGACUGGUAUAGAAUACUCGGGUGGCUUGGCAAUGGUAUCUACACGUCCCUCAUUAUUUUCUUCCUCAACAUUAUCAUCUUUUACGAUCAAGCCUUCCAAUCUGGAGGCCAGACUGCUGACUUGACUGCUCUGGGUACUACAAUGUUUACCUGUGUCAUAUGGGCUGUCAACUGCCAGAUUGCGCUUACGAUGAGCCAUUUCACAUGGAUACAACAUAUUCUUAUUUGGGGAAGCAUUGCUACUUGGUACAUAGUUCUCUUGAUAUACGGCAGGAUUGCACCAAUCUAUUCUAAGUACGCCUUCCGAAUACUGGAGGAAGCUCUAGCUCCUGCUCCAAUCUAUUGGUGUACCACUCUUUUAGUAACUUUGAUGUGCAUUCUGCCAUACUUUGCGCACAUAGCAUAUCAAAGAUCACUUAGUCCGAUGGAUCAUCACAUCAUUCAAGAAAUCAAAUAUUAUAGGAAAGACGAGAAAGAUCGUCAUAUGUGGAAGAGAGAGGGAUCUAAAGCAAGGCAAAAGACCAAGAUUGGGUUCACAGCCAGAGUAGAUGCGAAAAUUCGACAGUUGAAAGGGAGACUACAUAAAAAGAAAGUAUAACUGUGCAAAGGUUGAUUUCUUUUACCAAUUUUUUUUGGGAUUGGUUUCCCUUUGAUAUACACUUUACAGACAUUAGGGGUUAGGCCACUUACAGUUUUUUCUUCUCUGCUCUAUUUGUAACUCAUUUGUAAAAUUCUUUUUGUCCCAGUAUAUAGAGCAAUCAAAUGAGGUCAUUCAUUGGUUCCCUAGUACUGUGGCAUGAUGCUGUGUUGUACAAUAUUUGCACGAUUUACUAAUAGUUAGGGAAGGAAACUAAUACAUAUAAUUCUGUUA